UUUUUUAUAUUCUCACUCUCUCUCUCUCUCUCUCUCUCUCUCUCUCUCUCUCUCUCUCUCUCUCUCUCUGAUUAUUACAAACAACAAUGGAACUCGUCACAGCCACCUCUCUCCUCUGUUUUCUGGCAAUCUUCAUCGUCUUCAUCUCUCUCAUCAAAUCCUUCUCAUCCAAACGCAACACUCUCCCUCUUCCACCAGGGACUCUUGGGUUGCCCUACGUAGGAGAGACCUUCCAGCUCUACUCCCAAGACCCAAAUGUCUUCUUCACCUCAAAGCAAAGAAAGUAUGGCUCCAUCUUCAAAACCCACAUCUUGGGUUGUCCCUGCGUCAUGAUUUCGAGCCCAGAAGCAGCCAAAUUCGUGCUGACCAGGGCCGAACUGUUCAAGCCCACAUUCCCAGCUAGCAAGGAGAAGAUGUUGGGGAAACAAGCCAUCUUUUUCAACCAAGGUGAUUACCACAGCAAGUUGAGAAAGAUUGUCCUCCGCGCUUUCACCCCGGACGCCAUCAAGUACAUCGUCUCCGACAUCGAGACCAUAGCCAAGGACUCUCUCCAGUCGUGGGAGGGUCGCUUGAUCAACACCUAUCAAGAAAUGAAGACAUUCACUUUCAACGUUGCUCUGCUCUCCAUAUUUGGAAAAGACGAAAUCUUGUACAGAGAGGAUCUGAAACGGUGCUAUUACAUCCUCGAAAAGGGUUACAAUUCAAUGCCCAUAAACCUCCCCGGAACACUCUACCAUAAAUCCAUGAAAGCAAGAAAAGAGCUUGCUCAGAUCUUGGCUCAAAUCCUCUCCACCAGAAGACAGACCAAGGAGGACCACAACGACCUUCUGGGUUCUUUCAUGGGCGAGAAAGAAGGGCUUACAGACGAACAGAUCGCCGAUAACAUCAUCGGAGUGAUCUUCGCAGCUAGGGAUACUACUGCCAGUGUAUUGACUUGGAUUCUCAAGUACCUUGGAGAAAACCCUUCAGUUCUUGAAGCUGUCACUGAAGAGCAACGAUCCAUAUUGAAGGGGAAAGAUGGUGAGAAUAAGGAGUGUAGUCUUAGUUGGGCAGACACAAGGAAGAUGCCGGUCACUGCUAGAGUCAUUCAAGAGACACUUCGAGUUGCUUCCAUUUUAUCUUUUACUUUCAGAGAGGCUGUGGAGGACGUUCAAUAUGAAGGAUAUCUUAUACCAAAAGGGUGGAAAGUGUUGCCCCUUUUCAGAAACAUUCAUCACAGCCCUGACUUCUUCCCUGAGCCUGAGAAAUUUGACCCUGCUAGGUUUAAGGUUGCACCAAAACCCAAUACAUACAUGCCAUUUGGAAAUGGGGUCCACUCAUGCCCAGGGAAUGAGCUAGCCAAGCUGGAAAUGCUGGUUCUUCUCCACCAUCUAACUACAAAGUACAGGUGGUGUGUUGAGGGUGAUCAGAAUGGUAUUCAGUACGGCCCUUUUGCUCUUCCCCAAAAUGGGUUACCCAUCAGAUUGCAUACCCUUUCUUGAGGUCACCAAAUCUCAAUUAUUAUUUCCAUAAAUAGAAACCAACUCAUCAAUUCUCAGACCCUCAAUCAAAACCCAUUUGGUUUCCACUUUCUUUGACAUCAUCACUGUCACUCCAUUCCAUUCCAUUUUACUAUUACCAUCAUCUAAGUUUAUCCAUUACUAUUUUUUUUCUUCUUCUUUCUUUUCAUUCCAAUUCCAAUCGAGAAAGACAAGGAGAAAGUCUCCACCUUUUCUCUUUUGGCCAAGAGAUCAUACCCUUCUUCCUUUAGACCUACUACUACUACUACUACUACUACUACUACUACUAUUAUUCUAUAUUCUUUUUUUUUUUUUUUUUGGGUGUUUUUAGAUCGAUAGAUAUAAGAUAGUUAGAUAUAGAAAAUCCAAAGUCCAAAGCCCAAAAGCCAUUGAGCCAUACCAAGACAAGUGUACAGAAGAGAAGAGAAGAGAAGAGUCUUUCCUUUAAAGCAAAACAACAAUUGAACUGUGGUCAUUUUUGUUUUCGAUUCUAAGAGGAAAACCAACACAACUUCAGGCGGUGUGACAUCCUUCAUUCCAAUCAAAAUCAAGUCAAAUGUAUUAUUAUUAUUAUUAUUAUUUAUUUAACUAGCUUGGCUAGGUUUUUAUUUUAUAUUUACACCCUCCCAACUAAUAUUUUCUAUUUUAUAAUUAUAGUUAUAGAUAUAUAUAACUUCUUCUUAAUCAUAAAAUGUAAAGCCGCAAGGCGUGCAUUGCAGAAUGAAAUUUUGAUGAUGAAUAACAAAUUUUAUUCUCUCA
Humulus lupulus (European hop) is the source of this 2258-nucleotide messenger RNA. Its product is annotated as abscisic acid 8'-hydroxylase CYP707A2-like. The transcript has 7 exons. Lineage: Eukaryota; Viridiplantae; Streptophyta; Magnoliopsida; Rosales; Cannabaceae. The record is from RefSeq and is a predicted model, not a curated record. Bases 87 to 1481 code for a protein of 464 amino acids. Gene Ontology annotation, biological process: abscisic acid metabolic process; sterol metabolic process. Gene Ontology annotation, molecular function: heme binding; (+)-abscisic acid 8'-hydroxylase activity; iron ion binding.